Musa acuminata AAA Group (dessert banana) is the source of this 2437-nucleotide messenger RNA. Its product is annotated as L-type lectin-domain containing receptor kinase SIT2-like. The coding region runs from base 96 to 2057 and encodes 653 amino acids. The record is from RefSeq and is a predicted model, not a curated record. Gene Ontology annotation, cellular component: plasma membrane. The transcript has a single exon. Gene Ontology annotation, molecular function: carbohydrate binding; ATP binding; transmembrane receptor protein serine/threonine kinase activity. Gene Ontology annotation, biological process: protein phosphorylation; defense response to bacterium; defense response to oomycetes. NCBI's taxonomy places the organism in Eukaryota, Viridiplantae, Streptophyta, Magnoliopsida, Zingiberales, Musaceae.
CCAUAUCCUGUCAAUACAGGAUACGAAGAGAGGAGAGGACACAAGGCGAGUAACUUGGUCUUCACUCUGCUCCUGUUGCAGGUCCGGCACCAGCCAUGCUUCUUCCCGGGAUCCUCACUGUUAUCCUUCUCGCCGAGCUCGCGGCGUCCUCCGAUGGUAACUUCACCUUCAACGGAUUCAGCGGCGCGAACCUGACCCUCAACGGCUUCGCGGCGAUCACCUCCGAAGGCCUCCUGUGUCUGACGAACGACACGCAGCAAGUGAUCGGCCACGCUUUCUACCCCUUCCGACUCCGCUUCGGUAAGCCUCCGUCCUUCUCGAGCACCUUCGUGUUCGCCAUCAAACCCACUUUCCCCCACACGAGCGGCCAUGGAAUUGCUUUUGCCCUCUCCCCCUCGAAGGAGCUCCGUGGGUCUCUGCCCAGCCAACAUCUCGGCCUCUUCGCGGACACCGGCAGCGCCAGAGACCAUAUCGUCGCUGUGGAGCUCGACACGGUCGAGAACGUGGAGUUUAAGGACAUCAACAACAACCAUGUCGGGAUCGAUGUUAACAGCUUGGUAUCGGUGAACUCGACGCCGGCGGCUUACUUUGACACCAAGGAAGGCGUGGUCAAGGGGCUCCAGCUGAUCAGUGGAGAGCCGAUGCAGGUUUGGGUUGAUUUCAGUGGCGAGGACAUGCGAUUCGAUGUUGCAGUGGCUCCUCUCCGUGAAUCCAAACCCAAGGCUCCACUUGUGUCCUCGAGGUUUAAUCUCUCGUCGGUCAUCUCGGAUACGAUGUACGUGGGCUUCUCUGCGUCCACAGGUGCGGCUACCGGAUCCCAUUACAUUCUGGGAUGGAGCUUUAGCCUCGACGGAGACGCUUCACCACUUGAUCUCUCUGCUCUUCCUCGACUCCCUGGUUCGCCAAAGAAGAAAUCGGUAGUCUUGGUCAUUUCGUUGCCUGUAGCCGCAGUGCUUCUGCUGGUAGUCGCCAUGGUCAUCGUCGUCUUGUACCUCAGGAGAAGGAAGAAAUUUGCAGAGGUCCUCGAGGAUUGGGAGCAUGAAUUCGGACCUCAUAGGUUUCACUACAAGGAUCUGUACCGAGCGACCAAAGGGUUCGACGACGAGAACCUGCUUGGCGCGGGAGGCUUCGGUCGGGUUUACCGCGGCGUGCUGUCGAAAUCCAAGAUCGAGAUUGCUGUCAAGAAGAUCUCCCAUGAGUCGAAGCAGGGAAUGCGGGAGUUCAUCUCGGAGAUCGUGAGCGUGGGCCGGCUACGGCACCGGAACCUUGUGCAGCUGCUGGGAUACUGCCGGCGCCACGGCGAGCUGCUCCUGGUGUACGAUUACAUGGCAAACGGCAGCCUGGAUCGGUUCCUCUUCGACGGGAAUCAGACACCGCUGAAUUGGUCUCAGAGGUUUCACAUCAUCAAAGGAGUGGCGGCAGGGCUCCUAUACCUGCACGAAGGAUGGGAGCAAGUAGUGAUUCAUCGAGACAUCAAGGCCGGCAACAUUCUCCUCGACAGCGAGCUCAACGGGAAGUUGGGAGACUUCGGGCUAGCGAGACUGUACGAUCACGGGACGAAUUCGCAGACCACCCACAUCGUCGGCACAUUGGGUUAUCUUGCUCCGGAGCUCAGCAGGACGGGGAAGGCCACCACACAGACCGACGUGUACGCCUUUGGCGCCUUCCUGAUGGAGGUCGCCUGCGGGAAAAGGCCGCUGCAGCUGGACGCGCCAGGGCUGGUGGAUUUCGUGCUCGAGUGCUGGAAGAUGAGUACGAUACUGGAGGCGAGAGACCCGAAGAUGGGGGACGACUACGCGGCGAAGGAGAUGGAGCUGGUGCUGCAGCUUGGGCUGCUCUGCUCACACCCGGACCCCAUGUCCAGGCCGAGCAUGAAGCAGGUGGUGCAGAUCUUGGAAGGCGACGCUCCCUUGACUGUGUCACCGGACGGCAUGAUCAGCAGCCUCUCCGCGCGACAGUACGAUGAAUCGUUCGAUCAUCUCGUCUUGUCGUAUCCGUCGAGUUCGGCUGCUACGCAUGUGUUACACUCAUCGCCGUUGUUCUCUGCUACUCGCUGAUGGUUCAUUAUGGUUCUUGCUGAUGAAGCCUUGUAGAUUUGGUAUUUAGAUGUCCUUUUAGAAUUGGAUGGAAGAGGGUGUUCAUCUUUUGUUUCGACUUGCUGCAGUGGAUUGCCGUAGACACAGAAGCACAGUGGAAUCUGUUUCCUUCAUAGUUCAUAGCUUCCAAUUCUGAUCUAGGAGUUUGCUGGUGCCACUCUCUCUCUCUCUCUCUCUCUCGCUCUCGCUCUCUCUCCAUGUGAUGGUAUUUCUGGACAACUGGCUUUCCUUUGUUUCCUACCUUUAUCUUGUGUUGGACAGACAAUGAGCUGGAAUUAUCAUACCUGCAGUAUAUUUUAUCCCCCAUGGAAUGAUAGAUCUGGUUGUGUCUUAUGAGACAA